Messenger RNA from Cornus florida, 673 nucleotides. RefSeq names its product photosystem I reaction center subunit II, chloroplastic-like. NCBI's taxonomy places the organism in Eukaryota, Viridiplantae, Streptophyta, Magnoliopsida, Cornales, Cornaceae. Gene Ontology annotation, biological process: photosynthesis. The record is from RefSeq and is a predicted model, not a curated record. Bases 44 to 673 code for a protein of 209 amino acids. Gene Ontology annotation, cellular component: photosystem I reaction center; photosystem I. The transcript has a single exon.
UCAACCUCCUCCUCCUUCUCUUUCUCUCUCUCUUUCUCUAUUGAUGGCCAUGGCAACCCAAGCUUCUCUCUUCACCCCAACUCUCUCCACCCCAAAAUCAGGCGACUGUGCGGUCGCUCCAUGGAAACAAUCAUCACUCAUCUCAUUCACCACACCCAAAACGCUCAAAUUCCCGAUGGCGCCGUCACGAACGACCGUUAAGGCCGCGGCGGAGGAAGCAGCCACAAAAGAGGCGCCAGUGGGGUUCACAACACCUGAAUUGGACCCAACCACCCCUUCACCAAUUUUUGGUGGCAGCACUGGUGGGCUACUAAGAAAGGCCCAAGUUGAAGAAUUUUAUGUGAUCACUUGGGAAUCCCCCAAGGAACAAAUAUUUGAAAUGCCCACUGGUGGUGCAGCCAUAAUGAGACAAGGUCCUAACCUGCUCAAACUGGCUAGAAAAGAACAGUGCUUGGCACUUGGUACUAGACUAAGGUCCAAGUACAAGAUUACGUACCAAUUUUAUAGGGUCUUCCCUAAUGGGGAGGUCCAAUACUUGCAUCCCAAGGAUGGGGUGUACCCCGAGAAGGUGAACCCUGGCCGUCAAGGGGUCAGGUUGAAUCUGAGAUCCAUUGGCAAGAAUGUGAACCCGAUUGAGGUCAAGUUCAGUGGCAAGCAAGUGUAUGACGUUUGA